AUGCGCCUCCUCAAGCCAACCUCCAACGACGUCGUGCUAGCAAUCGGCUCAGCGGGCGACAACAUCCUCGCCUUCUGUCUCGAGAACUGCCGUCGCGUCCACGCCGUCGACCUCAACCCCUCGCAAAACCACCUCCUCGAGCUCAAAGUCGCCGCCUUCACCGCGCUCCCCUACCAAGACGUCUGGAAGCUCUUCGGCGAAGGCAAGCACCCCGACUUCCACAACCUCCUAAUCCAGAAGCUCAGCCCGCACCUCUCAUCCGAAGCCUUCCAAUUCUGGCUGCACAACGGGCCUUCAGUGUUCUCUUCUUCCUCGUCAAAAGGCCUCUACUACUCCGGCGGCUCCGGCAACGCCCUCUCAAUCGCAGGCUGGCUCUUCCACCUCCUAGGCAUGACCUCGGACGUCAAGAAACUCUGCACAGCAUCCACUUUGAACGAACAACGGGAAAUCUGGCAAAGCUCCAUCAAGACCGUGCUGCACUCCAGGAUCCUCACCUGGGCCAUCCUCGGCAACGAAAAGUGGCUCUGGAAAGCACUCGGCGUGCCCCCUGCCCAACGCGCCGUCAUCGAAGCUGAUUUCAAGAAAACCGACGACUUUGACGAGACCAAGACACCGGCGGUGGCUAAAUCGGAUGCAGCGGCAGACUACAUGGCGUUCCACGAAGAGCCGUCCGACGAAGCACUCAAAUCGAAUUCUGGGAACGCGAUCUAUGAAUACGUACUCAACACUUUCGAGCCCGUCAUCAACACCACUCUCCUCUCCACAUCAAACCACUAUUACCUCCUCACCCUCCUGGGCCACUACACACCAACAUCCCACCCCACAUACCUCUCUCCGAAAUCGCACAUCAAACUCAGCAAGCCCAACGCGUUCAACGGUCUUCGCAUCCACACAGACGAGAUCUCAGAGGUCAUUGCUAGAAUGCGACCCGGUACACUAACCAUUGUCGUGGUGAUGGAUAGCAUGGAUUGGUUCCCACCGUCCGGCCAACAAGCACUCAAACAGAUCCGGGCGCUGAACCGCGCGUUGAAAGUAAAAGGACGGGUUAUGCUCCGGUCUGCGGGGUUGGAACCGUGGUAUAUCAAGGUGUUUGGCGAGUAUGGGUUUGCGGUUAAGAGGGUGGCUGUGAGGGUGCCGGGGAGCUGUAUUGAUCGGGUUAACAUGUAUGCGUCUACGUGGAUUUGCACAAAGGAGAUGGGGAUUGAGCGCGAGGAUGUCAAGGUGGGCUUGCGGAAGACGAGUUUGGCGGAGUUGAAGCUUGAGGCUCCUGCUUUGCGUAUGGAGUAA
Molecule: messenger RNA, 1287 nt
Organism: Alternaria viburni
Lineage: Eukaryota; Fungi; Ascomycota; Dothideomycetes; Pleosporales; Pleosporaceae
Exons: 2
Coding region: 1-1287 (428 amino acids)
Source: RefSeq, a predicted model, not a curated record